AUGGCUUCUGAGCAUGCAACUGUCAACAAAGAUGGGGUCAAGACGUUCAUUCCUCUCGAAAACAACCCUGAAGUGAUGUCCCAUCUCGCAUCACUCCUAGGUGUUUCGCCAUCAUUGACCUUUCACGACAUCUACUCCCUUGAUGAUAAUGACUUGCUCGCGCAGAUACCGCGACCUGUCAAUGCACUCCUGUUUGUCUGUCCAGGUACCGUAUAUACUCGUUCUCGAGAAGCGGAAAAUUCCUCAAUGCCUGCAUACACGGGGUGCGGCGAAGAAGAGGCCGUGAUCUGGUUCCGGCAGACAAUCGGACACGCUUGUGGUCUCAUAGCACUGCUACACUCCAUAUGCAAUGGACCUAACAGGAAGUACAUCAUGCCUGGGUCUCUUUUAGAUGGCCUGCUUUGCCAGGCUAUUACACUCCAGCCGGAUGACCGGGCGGCUCUUUUGUAUAAUUCCCCGUCGCUAGCACUGGCUCACGCCGAAGCAGCUAGGAAAGGCGACACCGAGGCUCCAACGAAUUUGAACCAGGACUUCCACCAUUUCAUUGCAUUUGUCAAAGGCUCUGAUAGCCACCUGUGGGAAUUGAAUGGCGGUAUGAAGGGCCCUGUUGAUCGCGGAACCCUGACAGAAAGCGAGGACGUCUUAAGUGAAGGCGCAUUAAGCAUGGGCAUGAGGACUAUUCUCGAUAAAGCAAACGGAGAAUAUGGGUUCUCCAUUGUGGCCAUCGCGGAGGAAACGGUAUGA
Molecule: messenger RNA, 744 nt
Organism: Paecilomyces variotii
Lineage: Eukaryota; Fungi; Ascomycota; Eurotiomycetes; Eurotiales; Thermoascaceae
Exons: 2
Coding region: 1-744 (247 amino acids)
Biological process (GO): ubiquitin-dependent protein catabolic process; protein deubiquitination
Cellular component (GO): cytoplasm
Molecular function (GO): cysteine-type deubiquitinase activity
Source: RefSeq, a predicted model, not a curated record